Molecule: messenger RNA, 766 nt
Organism: Olea europaea var. sylvestris
Lineage: Eukaryota; Viridiplantae; Streptophyta; Magnoliopsida; Lamiales; Oleaceae
Exons: 2
Coding region: 72-455 (127 amino acids)
Source: RefSeq, a predicted model, not a curated record
AUACUGAGGCGGCGAGAAAUUGGACAUCCCACAUUUUGAACUCAAUUUCUCGCAGCCAAAAAAAGAUCGGGAUGCCUGAAAAACAGAACCCUCAAUUUCGAACCCAAACCCUACCCAUUAUUUCUCUUUCUCUCCCCAUUCGACCAUUCCCACUCCCUCUCUUCUCUGCACAGAACCUUCGAACCCGACCUUCAAACCCACCCAAAAACCUUCCUUCAUCCUUCCAUUUGAAGCUCCUCCGGUUGACGGCAAUCGAAGGAGAAGCGCAUAGGUACGGCGAGCGACCAAUGGACGGACCAUCAGACCAGUACUUCGAAUUUUUCAAUGUGCUUGUCGAGGAAUUGGAAGGCGUCGGUCCAACUGUUAUAUUAAGGAAGGCAGUGCAGUGGCGUUUGCAUUGGAACUCCAUCAACCUACUUUGGGCCACAACAACAUUAGGCAAAAGCACCGAUUGACAACUUGUUGAAGCGCGCUGCUGAAUUAAAGAUAGAAGACAACGUGGAGAUAUCACUUGCAUUAACUAUCGGAAGGGAAAAGGGAAAGCAUACGGAGAACGAUGGGAAGGGAAAGCAUAUGGAGUAGCAUUUGAACUUAUGUCUAUGUACUCCUUAUGUUUGUGUUUGUCAAUGAGUCGCAUUCGAUCUUAUGGUUAUGUAGUACAGAGUAACAUUCAAACUUCUGUUUAUGUAGUAUUUAUGUUUGGGAAGAACUCAUUAUUUGUCAAGUUUUUACUUUGGUUUACUAUCCAGGAAGCUUUAAAAAUGAA